Messenger RNA from Coregonus clupeaformis (lake whitefish), 8639 nucleotides. RefSeq names its product ankyrin repeat domain-containing protein 12. Gene Ontology annotation, molecular function: protein binding. Gene Ontology annotation, cellular component: nucleoplasm. Bases 953 to 7762 code for a protein of 2269 amino acids. The record is from RefSeq and is a predicted model, not a curated record. The transcript has 14 exons. NCBI's taxonomy places the organism in Eukaryota, Metazoa, Chordata, Actinopteri, Salmoniformes, Salmonidae.
GGCCUGUUCACACGCGUAUCUGCCCUCAUUGGCUAGAAUGGUCCCACCUGAUAUCGCCCCCUCCCGCAUGCGUUCCAUCUUUGAGGACGUGUAUUUCCAUUGUGAGAGCGGGCACUCGAAUCUCUUGUCAAUAUAAUAGACAAUCUUUCAUAAUGUUCUCCCACCGCGCAUGCGCGUUCAUACCCACAUAAUGCAAAUAUCACUGCGCCACAACAAUUCGAUGUAGAUAGAGCUGCAGGAACGACGCAAACGCAUUGACGGAACUAGAAAACAGUCUAUGCAUUUUAAAUUACAAUUGAAUGCACAUAGUCAGAUUACCUCUCUGUUAUUUCUUCAUCCGACAUGUUCGAAAAACAUUCCCAGGCUGCAGAGUGGAGCGGAAAAUAUCCACCUCUCCCUCUACUAUACACCCCAAAGUUGACUUGCAAAAUACUCACCAUUCGGUGUCUAUAAACGGAAUAAACCCCCACUUUAGAUGUACAUUCUACCCUAACGAAGCUUUUUAUUGUAUCGAGGCCUUUCUGUCAGUUCCGGAAAGGGUUUAAAAUGCGGUAAAUAGCUUGACAUACCCAUUAUCCAGCAGACGUAGACCUUUUUUAAGAUCCGCAAGGGCUCAAGUGACCACAUGACUGCUCUCCGCCAACGGGACCGACGUGUGCAUGUUUUCGCUGGGGGCUUUUCUUGAAGACGACCGACAACUGGGUAUGUUUUCAAACCCAGCAAUAAACUGGAAGGAGACGUCACACAGCCGUAGGCUAGCUAGUUAGCUAGCUACUGUUAACGUUCCAAUAUUUAGGAAAUUACUGUUUAAAGUUACGUUGUUUUGUCUUCAUGAUCGAACACGAAUGAACAGGCAGAACCUGACAAGUAUUGAAAAAAGGUCCAUGAUGAGCGUUCUGGGCCGUUGCUGUCGUAGCUAGUCACACGGCGGGAGGGAGGGAGGGCGGCCAGGAUGGAGGACUGCAACAUGGCCAAACCUGGGACAGACCGAGAUGGAGCCAUGGUCGGGAAGAAGAGCAAAGAUAAGAUUUCCCCGUUCACCAAGACUCUGAAGCUGGACCGGAGUAAGUUGCUGGUGGGGAAGGAUGGGAAACCACCCAAGACUCUGAAACUGGACCGGAGUAAGUUGCUGGUGGGGAAGGAUGGGAAACCACCCAAGACUCUGAAGCUGGACCGGAGUAAGUUGCUGGUGGGGAAGGAUGGGAAACCACCCAAGACUCUGAAACUGGACCGGACUGAGUUGCUGGUGGGGAAGGAUGGGAAACCACCCAAGACUCUGAAACUGGACCGGAGUAAGUUGCUGGUGGGGAAGGAUGGGAAACCACCCAAGACUCUGAAGCUGGACCGGAGUAAGUUGCUGGUGGGGAAGGAUGGGAAACCACCCAAGUCUUCCAUGAAACGCAAACUGUCCUUCACCGAGGAGAGACACUCAGACGCAGAUGAGUCAGACCCAGAGCAGUCCACUGAGUCCUGGGGAGAGUGUGAGGGGAGGUUAGUGCCUCCCUGCAGGAUGUUCUCAGCAGAUAAAGACGGCCCGGAUAAGAAGAAAAACAAGAAGGAGUCUGGGGGAAGUAAGAAGGUCCCGGUCAAUCUUCUGUUUGGCUACCCGCUGUCGGAACGCAAGCAGAUGGCCCUACUGAUGCAGAUGACCGCCAGGGACAACAGCCCAGACUCGACCCCCAGCCACCCGUCCCAGGCCCCCCCGGUGCAGAAGAAGCCCCCCAGCAGCUCGGCCUCCAGAGCGAGGGACAAGGUGAACAAGAGGAACGAGCGUGGCGAGACGCCGCUACACAUGGCGGCCAUACGAGGGGACGCCGAGCAUGUCAAGGAGCUCAUCAGCCUCGGGGCUGACGUCAACAUUAAAGACUUCGCAGGCUGGACGCCCCUUCACGAGGCGUGUAACCUUGGUUUCUACGACGUGGCGAAGGUUCUGAUCGCGGCCGGCGCAGAAGUCAACACCCAGGGUCUGGAUGACGACACGCCGCUCCACGAUGCCUCCAGUAGUGGACAUACAGACAUUGUGAAGCUGCUGCUGAGACACGGAGGGAAUGCGUUCCAGGCCAACAGGCGAGGGGAGCGCCCCGUAGACGUAGCUGAUUCCCAGGAGCUGAAGCUCCUCCUAAAGGGAGAGGUGCCCCUCUCAGACGCAGAGGAUAGCUCCUCAGAGUCAGAAGGCCCUCUGUCGGUGAACCCCUCCAGUGUGGACGUUGAUGACGACAACCUGGAUGACUCUGACGUGGAAAAGGACUCUGACGGAAAGCAGAGCACCGUGAAGGCCUCAUCCUCCAUGUCUGGCCUGGACGAGUAUGAGUUCAAAGACGAGGAGGAAGAGGAGGACCUGAGUAAAGCCCUGAACGACCGACACAUCCUCCGGAGAGAGCUGAGGCAGAGGGAGAAAGAGGAGAAGGAGAGGAAUCAUUUGGCGAAACAGAGCGGUAAAGGGAACGGGAGUGGCUCGGUCCAGUCCUCUAAGUCUAAGAAGACAAAGACGUCGUCACGUGUUCGCUACUGCAGCUCGGAUAGUUCCAGUGAUGAGAUGGAGAUGCCAACAGAGAGAAGGAGCUCUCCGACCUGCUCCAAUGGCUCUGAGGGACACAAGGCGUCAGACGCCAGCAGGACUAAGAAGGAGAACGUCGGCAGCCUCACGACUUCCGAACAGAAAGACAAAAGCAGCAAAGUCAAGAAGAAGAACAAGAGCAAGAACAAGGAGAACCAGGAGGACGGGAAGGAGAACAGCAAAGCUCUGGUGUCGGAGACACACACGGACAAGAACAGCCGAGGACUCUGUGGGGACGAGGACUCGUUCAAGAUCUCCUUCAGUCCCAAGGACGACUCGUCCGUCCACCUCUUCCACCUGUCCGCCACCGUCAACUCCCCCAAGCUCAACUACGGCCUGGCCGACAAGCAGCCGUCCUCUAACCCGCUCAAACAGGAGAACGCCAAGAUGACGUGCGUCUCGAUUGCCGAAGGCCCCUGUCCGCCGGAUGGUGUCAAGUACAACCACUACAACCCAGAGUCCGAGUUCUGCACGGAAAGCUCCAGUAGUAAGGGCUGCAAGCACAAGGAGAAGAGCAAGCACCACCAGAAGGACGUCACCGUGGACUGUAGUGUUGGUGGUGGGGGGGUGGAUGGAGGCUCCAGUCUGAAUAAUAAAGAAGGCAGCGUUGCCAACAGUGUGGACAGCUCUGAGGGUGGUGCCUUACAGAAGAUGGACAAAGAUGGCAAAGUGGUCAAAAAGCAUAAACUAAAACACAAGGAGAAGGACAACCACAUCGGGGAGUAUGAGGCGGACAGGGAGAGGAACCGCCACCGGCAGAAGGAGGGAGGCAGGAAGGACGGCCACAGGAACCUGGAGUUCGACAGGGAGUUCUGGAAAGAGAACUUCUUCAAUGAUGACGAACCUCUGCCUCCAGGGAAAAUGGAGAGCGAGACCGAGAGGGAGGACGGCAGAUCUCCUCAGAAGACCUCGACAUCGGACGGCAGAUCUCCUCAGAAGACCUCGACAUCGGACGGCAGAUCUCCACAGAAGACCUCGACAUUGGACGGCAGAUCUCCUCAGAAGACCUCGACAUUGGACGGCAGAUCUCCUCAGAAGACCUCGACAUCGGACGGCUCUCCUGAAGAGAGAGGGACGAAAGAAAAACGCCUCUCUAGCAGCAAGGAGACGAGGAGAGAGGAGCAAGAUAAGGAUAAAGACAAGGUGGUGAUGAAAGAGAGGAAGGAAACAUCUGCUGUCUGUAAAGAGGAGAAGGGAGGAAAGGAUGGGAAGCCCAGUGAGCUUGAGGAGAGGACAGAGUGCCUCAGCUCCAGCUCUGGACGGACUACCUCUGUUCCUGACGAGUCACAGCAUAACGCUGCAAGCGUGAAAGAUGAACUGGAGGAUAAACCAGUAACGGGGACCAUGUCUGCGGCUGAUCUAGACCAACUGGAUGCCUCUGAGAAAGACCAGCGGGACAAAUCCGACAGGAGGCCUUCUGUAAAGGAACGGGAGACCGAAAAGACUGAUAAAAAGCAUCCCGAUAAGGAGAAGAAGGUCAAGAUGGAGCACCUGGAGAAAUCAGAGAAUUCACAGAAUUCCAUGGAUCGCUGGAGGGAGAAGGAGAGGGUGGCGUCUGGCUCGUCUCAUUCGUCCCCUGGUGACAAGAACCACAAAGAGAGCGAAAAGCUCAGAGCCUCGUCCACAAAAAAACACGAGGAGAGCAAGGACAAGAAGAGCAAAGAGAAGCCAGAUAAAAGGAGCUGCAGGGAGAGGGAGUACAGCGGAGGAGAGAACAGAGACAGGAUAGGCUGGGACAACAAAGGAAAACCACCUUCGGAGAAAUUCACUGAUCACAGUAAAUCGGAAAAGGACAAAGACAAAGACUGCGAUAAGAAGAAAAGGGAAAUAUCUAAAGACGGCUCAUUUUCCUCCAGCUCUAACCUGAAGCUCCCAUUGGAAGAGAAGAAAGGCUACGUGUCUGAAAGUGGCAAGACCACACAAGCAAAACUACUAAAGGAGGAAGUCCCAGAGAAAGACGGAGACCGACGAGACAGAGAAUCCAGAGACUCUGACCGGCACAGAGAUCGGGACAAGGACAAAGAGCGUCUCAAGGGCGACAAGGACCGUUCCAAGGAGGUUAGCAAGGCCUCUAAGACCAAACCCAACGAGACCGAGACUGACCGAGACAACAGGUCCAAAGCUAAAGCCUCGCCUGCCACCCGGGAAGAGAAGCGGCCCAAAGAGAAACGUCUGGUCAAUGAGGACCUGAGGCAGACCAGCUUCGAACGCAUGCUGAGUCUGAAGGACCAGGAGAUUGAACAGUGGCACCGGAAGCAUCUAGAAAAGAUCAAACAGAAGGAGAGGGAGAGGAUGAAACAACGACCCUCCUCUACGACGACAGACCCAGGGAAGCUCAAAAGCAAAGCCAAGACGAUGUCCUUGUCUUCUGGAGAACAGUGUUCGAGCAAAGAACUGCUUCGCUCCGAAGGCUCUGGCGACGCUCACGGCCGGGACCUUGACAAACCCAUGAAGGAGAUUACCAGCUCCAGGACCAUGUCCCUGGACGGGAAGAUACUCUCAUCCCUCAGUGGGAAGUUGAUGCCUGGUAUGGAGAACAGCUUGAGCAGGUCCCCCAGGCCGGAGAGCGAGCGGUCGGGUCUCAUGUCCAGGUCCGUGUCCAUGUUCUCUGUGGCCAGUUCUGAGGAUUCCUGUCAGGCAACCAUGCUGACGCCGAGACCCGUAGAGUACGACUCGGAUAUGACCCUGGAAGCCUCCCAGGACUCUCAGCCGCCUUUCCUCCAGUGUUCCCUCCUCUCACGGUCUAGAUCGCCUGCCGUUCACGACAAAGACUACAACGGUCUUCCAGACUCGGUGCAAGGUAACAGAACUCCGCUGCAGAGCCGACACACUUCCCCCUACCUUAUGGCUAUUCUGGAUGAGGACGCAAACUCUGCGACGGCAGGUAAACCUUUUGAAACUCUGUCAAAGGCCAGUGUGGUGCCAGCUGCUCAACCCAGUGAAGAGCCUUCAAGUGUUCAGCUUCUUUCAGAAACCUGUGCAGAUCCAGAGGAGAGCCAGAGUCAAAGGGGUCCUACUCAGAUGCUUCCAAAUUUCCCUAAUGCAAGAGCCGAUGCAGAUCUCAACACUGAGAGUGAAGGGAACACCACUCCAAGAACAGAUGCAGAUCUCAACACUGAGAGUGAAGGGAACUCCGCUCCAAGAACAGACGCGGAUCUCAACACUGAGAGUGAAGGGAACACCGCUCCAGGUGUCCAUCUCCCACCUCAAGUGUCCAACACCGGAGACCCUCACGUAAAGGACUCCUCAACACUUCAGCAGGCUGGUGUCCCACAGCUAGCAACACCAGCACAGAGAGGGUCUUCUUCCACCUCUGACCCUCUCCUAAUACGGGACGUACGGUGUAUCCCUGUAGAGACCUCCAGUGCGGAGCCUGAAUGUAGUAGGAAGGAGCUGCCCUCUGAGGACACGGUGGCGUCGUCAUCUCUCUCCUCUCGACCACCGUUCUCAUCUCUCUCUGCUAGCCAGUCAUGGCAAACCCUUCCAAACGCCAGUAUGGUGACCUCCCAGCAGAUGCAGACGGAGACUGAUCCAUCUCUGGCUCUCGAUCCUAAAGAUAAAGCUCCAGUUGAGAGUGCAGCCAGCAGCGCUGAAAACAGAGCAGCUGUAGAGGGCCUUGAGAGUGCGUUAGUAGCGUCUAGACAGGUAUGGAUGGACAACCCAGUAGCGUCCACCAGCGCACACACACCACCCAGUGCUAGCACAGAGGAGUCUGUGCAGAGUGCUGGUAGACCCAAUGAAUCUCAAGAGGACAUGGACACUAACGCAAGCAUUCAGGACUGUAAGCAAUCCAGAUUCUCCGGUGACGACGUCGGUUCCGGUGAUCCUCGGCCGGACAAAAACGAUAAUGCUAGCCAGCAUACACCAUCCACCGUGUCGCGCUGCCCGAGCCCUGAACACAAAUCAGAAGAAACUUCUGAUGCACCCGACUGCGCAUUGGAGAAGAACAGGGAUCCUGAGGCCAUGUCAACAGGAAGGGUUAGUUGUUGGUCUUCAUCAGAGGGCAGCAAUAUGGUCACCGUCCCAGAGGUGAAAUCAGAGCCAUGCCCAGAGCCAAUGGAUGUGGCUUCUAUCUCCGAGGAGAGAUCAGAAGGACAGACUCUCUUGACUGCUGGAUCAGACCAGACCCAGAGUGCUUGUGGACAGUGUAGUAACUACCAGCAGGGCUCCCAGACAGACCCGAGUGGUAGUGGUGGUAGUUACAGCAGCAGUGGGGUCUCUGCUAGCUCUUCGCCCCAGUCAGGGGACAGAGACUCUGACUCCUCCGGGGCUAAGGCCAAGGUCCGCUCCCUAACCAUAGAGGAGGGCCAGGACGUCCAGCAGACCCACCCCAGGAAGAGGAAAAUGCCCAGGACGUCUACUUCAAACCAGGCCAGAGGCAGCACACAACAGGGGAAGGAGACGCCUCAGCAGUCUCUGGCGGCCAUCGUUGACUCUCUGAAGCUGGAGGAGAUUGAGCCGUACCAGACAGAGAGGGCCAACCCUUACUACGAGUUCCUGCACAUCCGCAAGAAGAUCGAGGAGAAGCGCAAAGUGCUGCUGAGCGUCAUUCCCCAGCCGCCGCAGUAUUACGACGAAUACGUGACGUUUACAGGAUCUUACCUGCUAGACGGGAACCCGCUCGGCAAACUCUGUAUUCCAACAAUAACUCCCCCUCCGUCUCUGCCAGACCAACUGAAGGAGAUGUUUAAGCAACAGGAGGUUGUUCGUAUGAAGCUGCGCUUGCAACACAGCAUUGAACGGGAAAAGUUAAUAGUCUCCAACGAGCAGGAGGUGUUACGAGUUCACUACCGGGCUGCCAGAACGCUAGCCAAUCAGACGCUCCCGUUCAGUGCGUGCACCGUGCUAUUGGACGCAGAGGUGUACAACAUGCCUCAGGAUGCCCAGGCAAGUGGCAUGAUGUCACGUACUGUAGAAUCCGGUGACCAAGAUGGCAAGACGUCGGUGAGGGAUCGUUUCAACGCCCGGCAGUUUAUGUCCUGGUUGCAAGAUGUGGACGACAAGUUUGAUAAACUCAAGACGUGUUUGCUGAUGCGGCAGCAGCAUGAGGCAGCAGCUCUAAAUGCUGUACAGCGUCUCCACUGGCAGCUGAAACUCCAGGAGCUGGAUCCAGCCAUGUACAAGUCCACCUCCAUCUUCGACAUACCCGAGUUCUACAUCCCCCUGGUAGAGGUCAACGACGACUUUGACCUCACGCCCAUAUGACCUGUGACCCCUGACUAUCUACCUCUAACAGGGAUGAAGUGAUGGAGGGGUCACGUGGGGAGAAGAAAGAAAGGUGAAGCUCUGAAGUUGACGGAACAUGGGUGUGUUGGUGAGCGCACCACUCUUGGGUGUGUGUUAGUGAGAGCACCACUCUUGGGUGUGUUAGUGAGAGCACCACUCUUGGGUGUGUUAGUGAGAGCACCACUCUUGGGUGUGUUAGUGAGAGCACCACUCUUGGAUGUGUGUUAGUGAGAGCACCACUCUUGGGUGUGUUAGUGUGAGCACCACUCUUGGGUGUGUGUUAGUGAGAGCACCACUCUUGCGUGUGUGUUAGUGUGAGCACCACUCUUGCGUGUGUGUUAGUGUGAGCACCACUCUUGGGUGUGUUAGUGAGAGCACCACUCUUGGGUGUGUGUUAGUGAGAGCACCACUAUUGGAUGUGUUAGUGAGAGCACCACUCUUGGGUGUGUGUUAGUGAGAGCACCAGUCUUGGGUGUGUGUUAGUGAGAGCACCACUCUUGGGUGUGUGUUAGUGAGAGCACCACUCUUGGGUGUGUUAGUGAGAGCACCACUCUUGGGUGUGUUAGUGAGAGCACCACUCUUGGGUGUGUGUUAGUGAGAGCACCACUCUUGGAUGUGUGUUAGUGAGAGCACCACUCUUGGGUGUGUUAGUGUGAGCACCACUCUUGGGUGUGUGUUAGUGAGAGCACCACUCUUGCGUGUGUGUUAGUGUGAGCACCACUCUUGCGUGUGUGUUAGUGUGAGCACCACUCUUGGGUGUGUUAGUGAGAGCACCACUCUUGGGUGUGUGUUAGUGAGAGCACCACUAUUGGGUGUGUGUUAGUGAGAGCACCACUCUUGGGUGUGUGUUAGUGAG